Vicia villosa (hairy vetch) is the source of this 485-nucleotide messenger RNA. RefSeq lists its product as uncharacterized. Bases 7 to 366 code for a protein of 119 amino acids. The record is from RefSeq and is a predicted model, not a curated record. Lineage: Eukaryota; Viridiplantae; Streptophyta; Magnoliopsida; Fabales; Fabaceae. The transcript has 2 exons. Gene Ontology annotation, biological process: cell fate determination.
UCUAAAAUGGCUUCAAUUUUCAAUCUUCUCUCCCUCACUAUCUUUCUUGUGCUAGUUUUUCAAGCAUAUGGAGAUUGUGCUUUGAGUGAAAUUGGAGUUAGACAAUACCAAACAUCAGAAUAUGCACAUGGAAUGGAAGUGUGGAAGGUUAUUGUAACAAACAAUUGUAAAUGUACUCAAUCACAAGUGCAGUUCAAUUGCAAUGGAUUUCAAACAUAUUUAUCUGUUGAUCCAGCCAUUUUUAAUGAAAAUUGUCUUCUCAUUCAAGGAGGACCACUUUAUCCUUCUAAAUCUGUCACUUUCAAGUAUGCUUGGAACCCUAAGUUUACAUUUACACCAAUUUCUUCCCACAGUUCAUGUUCUUAGGACUUAGGAUAUUAGUAAUUAAUUAUCCAAAAAUAAAGUAGUUAUGAAUUAAUGAAAUUAAAACCUAUAGUUAUAUUGAAUCGAUUUUUGUUUACCAUGAUAAUAAUUAAUUUUCAUAA